AUGGUUUACAUCGGGAUUCCCAAGAAUUACACUCAGUCGCCGUCCUCUUUCAUGGGGACGCCGUUGCUGACGAUCAACCAUGAAGCGACCCAGGACCUUGACUCUACCAAUGCUUUCGAAGGACCCGAGAAGCUCCUUGAGGUCUGGUUUGCGCCUUCCGCCCAAGAGCUGGGGUCUGCUGGACCCGCCGGUCUGAAGGCCGUGCCCGAGGAAAUCUGGAAGGAUAUGCUGGAUCUCGUCAACUGCCAAGUGCUCUCCAUCGUGUCGUCCGAGGAUGUGGACGCUUACCUCUUGUCCGAGUCCAGCAUGUUUGUCUGGCCUCACAAGUUGAUUCUCAAGACUUGUGGCACCACCACCUUGUUGUCUGGCUUGCCCCGCAUUCUCGAGAUCGCCACUUUGUUUGGCGGCUUCCCGCGCGCUGCGGCGCCCUCGCGUGGCAUUUCCGUUGCUGCUGCGCCUUACCGCGUUUUCUACAGUCGCAAGAACUUCCUGUUCCCUGAUCGUCAGCGCGGUCCCCACCGUAGCUGGAGAGAUGAGGUUCGGACCAUGGACCGACUGUUCUUGAACGGUAGCGCCUACAUGAUCGGCAAGAUGAACGGCGAGCACUGGUACUUGUACCUGACUGAACCCAACACCAUGCUCACACCUCCUGCGAGUCCCAAGGCGGAUGACGAGGAGAUGACUGAGACCAAGAUUCUCAGUGUGCCCAGCCAUGCUGUCAUCCCGGGAGCCGAGGCUAUGGAUGAGACUCUGGAGGUGCUGAUGACUGAUUUGGAGGAGGAGAACGCGAAGCAGUUCUACUUGGACCAUGCUACUGCAGUGGCAGAGAAGCGGUACCGCAACUUUGAAACCGACAAUGAUGACCCAGUGGAUGUCUUCAGCAACAACUCCGACAUGGAUGAUGUGUCCUCCUCCGACGGGAGCCGCAUCCUGCCAGCGGAGCUGACCACCGAGGGUCACGCCUUGGGUACUGUGGUGUCGGAGUCGUGCGGCCUUUCUGAUGUUUACCCUAAGUCCAAAUUCCCGGAGUCCCGCAUUGAUGCCUACUUGUUUACUCCCUGCGGAUUCUCGGCCAAUGGUGUGAUCCCAUCGCCCGACCAGACCACUGGCACUCACUACUUCACGGUGCACGUUACGCCUGAGCCGCAGUGCUCGUAUGCGUCGUUUGAGACCAACGUGCCUCACUCGCAGAACGGACAGACCACUGCGGGGAUCAUCCAACAGGUGGUGAACAUCUUCAAGCCGGGCCGGUUUACCGUGACCUUGUUCGAGGCCAAGCCCGAGUUGCCCGUGGUUGAGGGCGAGUGGGACAGUAUCAAGGAGGCCAAGUACUUUGAGCGACAGCUGCUGCGCCGCACCUCCAAGAUGGAGCAUGUGGAGGGAUACCGGCGAGUGGACCGGAUUGUGCAUGACCUGGACGGAUAUGACCUGGUGUUCCGCUACUACGAACGUCUUGAUUGGAAAGGGGGGGCCCCCAGGCUCGGAGAAGAGCGCGUUUGA
Messenger RNA from Aspergillus brunneoviolaceus CBS 621.78, 1500 nucleotides. RefSeq names its product adenosylmethionine decarboxylase SPE2. NCBI's taxonomy places the organism in Eukaryota, Fungi, Ascomycota, Eurotiomycetes, Eurotiales, Aspergillaceae. The record is from RefSeq and is a predicted model, not a curated record. Gene Ontology annotation, biological process: spermine biosynthetic process; spermidine biosynthetic process. The transcript has 2 exons. The coding region runs from base 1 to 1500 and encodes 499 amino acids. Gene Ontology annotation, molecular function: adenosylmethionine decarboxylase activity. Gene Ontology annotation, cellular component: cytosol.